Molecule: messenger RNA, 1040 nt
Organism: Exaiptasia diaphana
Lineage: Eukaryota; Metazoa; Cnidaria; Anthozoa; Actiniaria; Aiptasiidae
Product: homocysteine-responsive endoplasmic reticulum-resident ubiquitin-like domain member 2 protein
Biological process (GO): endoplasmic reticulum unfolded protein response
Molecular function (GO): protein binding
Source: RefSeq, a predicted model, not a curated record
CAAAAUGGAGGGGAUGAUGGAUUCGUCUGCUGUAACUCUCGUCGUUAAGACACCAAACAGGAGCAUAGACGACCUGCAAAUAAGCUGUGCUUUGAACUGGACUGUGGAGAAACUAAAGAGACAUCUUUCAAGCGUAUACCCUAGCAAACCGGAAAGUAAAAAACAAAGGCUUAUAUACUCAGGACAGCUACUACUCGACCAUCAAACUGUAAAAGAUUUUCUACGAGAGCAUCAAGAUGGUAAAUUGCAUACUGUCCACCUCGUCUGUCCACCAUCAAAUGGUGAAUCAUCACCGUCUACAUCAGUGGAAUCUAGUCCAUCAAGUCCUAAUACAACAAGUAUGACAUCUACYCCAUCCCCCACCCCUACCCCCACAACAACUCAGCCAACCAAUGAAGGACUACGAUACCGAGGGCAUAAUACUCCACCAUUUCCAAUGUUUGCUCCAAGUCCUCCCAUGUGGCCAACCAAUGGACAUCCUCGAUUUCCUCCCCCUAUGUUCCCUCUACCUCCGAACCCACAGAUGACCUAUCAGYUAUGGAUGCAACACAUGCAACAAAUGUAUCAACAGCAGAUGGCUGCUGCUAGCCGUCARCAGCCCAACUUUAUGUUCAUGCCACCCAACAUGCAAAUGCCACAGAUGUCACAAUGGCCWUACCCAAGUCCAUUACCCGGAACAAUGCCUCCGACCACUCCACCAUCACCACAACAAUCAACACCACYGCAAACACCCCAGGCGGCCCCUCCUCCAAACCCAGCCAACGCUCCCCAASGUCAAGCCGCRCAACCCAGAAACCAGGAAGUAAGGAUGAAUGCRCAAGGAGGCAUUGCAGAUGAUGAUGAUGACGAAGAAAAUCAGAAUAAUGAUUGGUUGGAUAAGAUUUACACUUUGUGUCGUGUGGCUAUACUUUUGAGUAUAGUUUGGUUUUAUUCUUCUACGGGACGUUUUCUGAUGUUGAUUAUAUCUGUGUUCUUGAUCUACUUGUAUCAGUUGGGCGUGUUCCAUUGGUUUGUACAGAACAGGAAUCCACAGCCAAGAG